Messenger RNA from Cucurbita moschata (crookneck pumpkin), 1090 nucleotides. RefSeq names its product probable membrane-associated kinase regulator 1. Lineage: Eukaryota; Viridiplantae; Streptophyta; Magnoliopsida; Cucurbitales; Cucurbitaceae. The record is from RefSeq and is a predicted model, not a curated record. Gene Ontology annotation, molecular function: kinase inhibitor activity. Gene Ontology annotation, cellular component: plasma membrane. The coding region runs from base 44 to 1048 and encodes 334 amino acids. The transcript has a single exon.
UCUGUUCACCACUUUCUGAGUGUGUGUACGUGUAGCAGAGACGAUGGGGAAACGAACGACGAAAAGUUCGAGAUCGCAAACGUUACCUUCAUCGCCGUCGCAUUCUAUCUCUUCCUCUUCAUCAUCCAAUUUCGAAUUCACUAUCUCUGUUUCACCUCAUCAAGCCUCCACCGCGCUCUGUCCCGCCGAUGAGCUCUUCUACAAAGGCCAGUUGCUUCCUCUCCAUCUCUCCCCACGCCUCUCCAUGGUCAGGACGCUCAUUCUCGCUUCCUCCAGAACGUCGUCGUCGUCUUCCGAAACUAACAGCACCACCGCGUCGCGCGAUUCCACCGAAUCUCACUCCUCCUUCAACAGCGGCAUUCUUCUUUUCGCCGAUUGCGAUUCCUCUAGACCUAGCUCCGUCACUGAGGACGACGAGUGCAGAGCGCGAUUCGGUUCCAAUAUGGUGAAGAAUCUAAAUAACAACAACAACAACAACAACUCCAAUCCUAAUUUGCAGAUUCCGAUUAAGAAGAGCAAGUACUUCUCGCUAUCGAAAAUUUCUUCAAUGUUUAGAAAAGAAUCGACGAAAAACAAUCCAGACCUUGAAACUGUAUCCGGAUCGCACAUCAAGAAAAUUAGCUCCUCCGCGAAGGAAGUUUUCAGGAAGUAUUUAAAGAAAGUCAAGCCGUUAUACGGAAAAAAUUCACAAAAGCAGCAACAGCAACAGGAAUGGACGACGAAAACAGAUAGAUCUAGUAAAGAGGACAAACCAUCAAACAUUGAAUUUUCAGGCAGCAACUCCGGGAAUGAAAGCGGAUCAAGAGCAGUAUCGCACUCAUUUUCCGGUAAUUUGAGAUAUCCGAGAAUAAGAACCAUAGCCUCGAGUUGUCCGUCAUCGAUUAGGUCAUCGCCGAGCCACUCCGGCAUCCUAUCGUCUCGGAAUAUGUAUUCGAGUAGUAGGACGAAUUACGGCAACGCGUCGUCAACGGAGGAGUUGCAGAGCGCCAUUCAAAGUGCAAUCGCUCACUGCAAAAACUCCAUGGUCCAAAGCAAAGGGCGCCAAUGAGUAAUUUGAUUAACGAAAUAAUUAACUAACUAUUUCUUUCGC